CUGUACACUGCAUUACCCAUAGGUAUUGAUCCCAUGUCUCUCAAGGUUCCCUUAUCCCAUUUUGCUGUGCUGCCAUUGUUCGUUUGUCCUGCUCGUCGCAUUGCAGGUCUAAAACACGUGGAUCGCCUCGCCAAUCAUCGACACGCAGCUCAGGGACUGUUCACUUGUCCAGCAAGGUGUGAACAUCGUACAAAGCUGAUGCGAACCAAGUACACCUUCAAAAACCAUACCAUAAGUCUGUCUAUCGGGUAAUAGAAGGCAACCAGGGGGGCUUAUCGAGGUAUGCUCAGGUAGCGUAUAUGCAUAUUCUGGAGGCUGACAAUUCAAGACGGGGAAGGAUUUGGGGGUCCGAGUGCCUGUGCACAUAGUGUUUCCUCACCUUUCUCUAUUCUCACCCUAUCCCGUACACUUAGCAAAGUUAAACCAUUUCACUGUUUCUGGAUCUGCCUCCAUUCACCUUGAUAACUUGAGCCUGAUCUU
Messenger RNA from Aspergillus saccharolyticus JOP 1030-1, 480 nucleotides. RefSeq lists its product as uncharacterized. The transcript has a single exon. Bases 34 to 252 code for a protein of 72 amino acids. Lineage: Eukaryota; Fungi; Ascomycota; Eurotiomycetes; Eurotiales; Aspergillaceae. The record is from RefSeq and is a predicted model, not a curated record.